GACGUGUGUGCUGCUGAUCUGUCAAAAUCCAAAGCCAGUCUCCAUGGCCCAGUUUGGGGGGCAGAAGAACCCUCCAUGGGCAGCCCAGUUUACUGCGACAGCUGUGUCUCAGCCUGGCCACACAGGACAAUCCAUAGACCUGAACAGUCUACACUCUUUAGGUGUUCAGCAGCCAUCUCUCCUGGGUGCUUCCCCCUCCAUGUACACGCAGCAGUCAGCCCUGGCUGCAGCGUCCCUCAACACACAGUCUGCUGCCAAUUACCAGAUCUCCCAGCAGACUGCAGCUCUCCAACAGCAAGCAGCAGCAGCCGCCGCUGCUGCAGCUGCUCUGCAACAGUCUCAGAUUAAUUCGGCUCUACAGCAGUAUCAACAGCAGCAGCAGCAGCAGCAGCAGCAGCCACCUCAAGUUCCCCCACCUCAGCCACCCCCUCAACAAACCCUCUACAGUGUCCCUCAUCAGCUUCCACAGCCUCAACCUGCCCUGCUUUCACAGCCCCCUGUUGCUUUGCCUACCAGUUUGAGUUUGUCCAACCCACAGCAGACAGCCCAGAUCACAGUGUCGUAUCCAACUCCACGCUCUAGCCACCAGCAGCAGAUCCAGCCCCAAAAACAGCGUGUCUUCACUGGAGUCGUCAACAAGCUGCAUGACACGUUUGGUUUUGUGGAUGAAGAUGUAUUUUUCCAGCUUAGUGCGGUAAAGGGCAAAACACCACAAGUGGGUGACCGGGUACUAGUGGAAGCCAUCUACAAUCCCAACAUGCCCUUUAAGUGGAACGCCCAGCGCAUACAGACUUUACCUCAGUUGCCCAACCAAACGCACCAGGUGCCCCAGCCCUUACCUCAGGUUUCCCCACAGCUGUCCAGCUUUUACACUGAUGCCGGAGUGCAGCGCUACUCUGACAUACACACGGCGGUGGAUUCAAGAUCAAAUAGCCAGCCUCCUGCCCCAAACAUGAUAAAGCCGGGCCCUUCCAUGCUUCAAUCUUUACCUCCACCCACUUCGUUUAGCGUUCAAGCCCAGGGUCCCCCUCCCUCGCUUCUACAAGCUCAGCUUUCCGCAGCAUCUUUAGCCCCACUGCUCCAGAAUCCCCCCCAGCCUCUACUGCCGCAGCCACCUCCAAAAGAUUCAGUUUUUUCAGGGGGUUUGCUUCAGCAUCCGGUGCGGAUGAUGCCUCAGCCACAGCCUGUAAGACGUAUCGACCCCUCUCCUCGUUUUCCCAGCCGCAGCGACCGACCAGAGCUCAUCCUAAGAAAAGAUGACAGAAGUAGGGAGAGAGACAGAGAGCGAAGGAGAUCUAGGGAGCGCUCCCCAACACGCAAACGUUCAAGAGAGCGUUCACCUAGAAGAGACCGCUCUCCAAGACGGCCACGCCGAGCUGCACCACGAUAUACUGUGCAGUUUUCCAAGUUCUCCCUUGAUUGUUAUAACUGUGACAUGAUGGAGCUCCGACGAAGGUAUCAAAGUCUCUACAUCCCCAGUGACUUCUUCGAUGCUUUAUUCACCUGGGUGGAUGCCUUUCACUUAUCGCGACCUUUUACUUUUGGAAAUUACUGUAAUUUCCACAUCAUGCAUAAAGAGGUGGACUCUUUGGUAAAAAACACAGCUGUACUUGACCCUCCUGAUGCCAACCACACCUACAGUGCCAAGGUGAUGCUCCUUGCCAACCCAAGUCUGGAUGAAAUGUACCACAAGUCUUGUGCCCUUGCUGAGGACCCACAAGACCUGAAGGAAUCUUUCCAACACCCAGCUCGUCUUAUUAAGUUCUUGGUGGGGAUGAGAGGCAAAGACGAGGCCAUGGCCAUCGGUGGCCACUGGUCUCCUUCACUGGAUGGAGCCGAUCCAGAGAACGAUCCUUCAGUCCUUAUAAAAACAGCAAUACGUUGUUGUAAGGCACUGACAGGCAUUGAUCUGAGUUUAUGUACCCAGUGGUAUCGCUUUGCAGAGAUUCGCUAUCACCGCCCUGAGGAGACUCACAAAGGGCGGACAGUCCCCGCACAUGUGGAGACAGUGGUUUUAUUUCUCCCGGAUGUAUGGCAUUGUCUUCCUACCCGCUCAGAGUGGGAGGGGCUGUCCCGUGGAUUCAAGGAGCAGCUGGCAGAGAAACUCUCGGCUGAACGGAAGGAGGCUGAUGGAGAACAGGAGGAAGAUGAGAAAGAUGAGGAAGAUUCCAAAGAGAUUUCUGCCCCCACUCACUGGUCUAAGCUUGAUCCUAAGUCCAUGAAGGUAAACGACCUGCGUAAAGAACUGGAGAAUCGAUCUCUGAGCUCCAAAGGAUUAAAGUCGCAGCUCAUAGCUCGGCUAACUAAGCAGCUGAAGGUGGAGGAGCAGGUGGAGGAAUCUAAAGAGUCGGUGAAGACAGAGCCUGUUUUUGUGCAGGAGGAAGAGCCAUGCAGAACCAAUGAUGAUAGAGAGGAUGAAGAGCGUAAACGGCAAGAAGAACUUGAGCGCCAGCGUAGGGAGAGGCGUUAUGUACUCCCUGAUGAGCCAACCAUCAUUGUUCACCCCAACUGGGCAGCCAAGAAUGGCAAGUUUGACUGUAGCAUCAUGUCUCUGAGUGUGCUGCUGGACUACAGGCUGGAGGACAAUAAGGAGCACUCCUUUGAGGUCUCUUUGUUUGCUGAACUGUUUAAUGAGAUGCUUCAGCGGGAUUUUGGAUACAGAAUCUACAAAGCUCUUUCUGCUCUUAUGAGUAAGGAUGAGAAAAAAGAAAAGAAAGACAAGGCAAGGAAAGAAGUUGACAGAAAAGAAGUGGAAAGGAGAGACGGAAAGAGGGAAAAAGAUGCCGAUAAUUCUGAGCCUGCAACAAAGAGAUCGAGAGAGGAUGAGGAGAAGAGACGGGAUAAUGGAAAGGAAAGGACACUGAAGAAAGAAGAAUCUAAAGACGAAGAUGAUAAUGACGAUGAAGGAAGCAACACCAAUGCUGACGAAUACGAUCCAAUGGAGGCUGAGGAUGUGGAUGACUAUGACUAUGACGAAAAAGAUGACGAGGACUCCAACGGAAGGGAUAGAAGGGACGACCGUCGAGAUGACCGAAAAUCAAAAGAUAGAUCUUCCAAAGAUAAAGAUGAGAAAAAGAAGCAGAUGGUGACAUUUGACAAAGACCUGCUAAUGGCUUUCAUAUACUUUGAUCAAAGCCACUGUGGCUACCUGCAGGAGAAGGACCUGGAGGAGAUCAUAUACACACUGGGCUUGCAUCUCUCCAGAGCUCAGGUGAAAAAACUGUUAAGUAAACCCCAGGUGAAAGAAACUUGCAAUUACCGUAAGUUAACUGACCGACCCAAAGACGAGGUAUUCACCCCAGUAUUCACAGCUGAUGCUCAACAGGAUAACCUCUUGGGUAACAGACUUCAGCUGCCCAGUGUGAAAACGAGGCGAGAGACACAGGAAGGCAAUGAAUCAGGCGGUCUGAUGGUUUAUAAUGGUGCUUUAGUGGAUGUUGGCAGCAUGCUACACAAACUAGACAAGAGUGAAAAAGCCAGGGAGGAGAUUGAACAGAAACUCAUGCAGCAAGACACAAAAAUAGACGUGGAUGCUAAGCAUAUAGCAGAACUGGAGUCUGCUAACCAAGGUCUAACGAGAGAGCUGGAGCAGGUGAAGGCCAGUCUGAAGGAGACGGAGAAGAACCUCCAAGCCUGCGAGCAGCAGAAGAACAGCUACCAACAUCACCUGCACAGCACACUCUCCAGCCUUAGCACAGUGAUGAAGGACCUGCAGAGCGCCUUACCUAAAGACGAUCAUCUUGAAGGAGGCGAGCAGAAAACUCAAGCUAAUGGUGCAGACAGUUGAACGGGUUACAUCUGACGUUGACUCAGUCCUGCGUUCAAAUCUGUAAAUAAGCACUGAGCUCAUUGAAUUGGAUGCUACUGUUUUAAUAAAUGUUGUUGUUUUUUUAUUUUUUAGCACGGAUGUCAUUUUCAAGACAAAGGAGUACAUAGUACACAUAGUACACUUUGUUUUCCUCUCAGUAACUUGACAUGCUAUAUUUUUGAGGAUGCUUACAUAGUUAAAUGAUGUUCACUACAAAAAAGUUUAUCCAGUUUGUCAUAUUUAAGUUUAUUUUCAAGUAGCAACAAUGUUUUUGAUCUAAACGUCCUGUUCUGAAGAACCCAUGCCCAUUUUUUGUUUUGUCAGCAUUCAAGCUGUUUGAAUGUGUUUUCUAAGCUUCAUUAGCAAUAAUAUAAUUAUAAAAAAGUAUGAUUAAUUGAUAACCUUUUUGACAUGAGGACUGAGGUAGAGUUGCGUAAUGGAUGCAGUCACACUCAGGAUAGAGAUUUUUGUUAUCCAGAUACCAUACAGUCGUCACUACUUAAUGUCUUUGUUGUGCAUUGCUAACUUGCUGCUGCCUUUUCAUGAUAUGCAUCCAAACUAAUGCAUGUAUAUUUUCUUAAUCCUGACAGUUGAGGUUCUGUUUGAUGUAAUGUUCAACUUCAGUGGGUUUUUUUGUUAUUUCAAAGGAAGGUUGUGGCAUGAAUGGCUUGUCUGUUUUGAAAUAGUGGGUAUUGGAAUUAACUUGAGUUCAUAUCUGUACACUUGAGAAGUAAAUUACAAGAAAUUCAGGACUAAUUCAGGGGUGGACAAAUCAGUAGCCGUGGUGCCCGGGACAAGUACAUUGUUGAUUCAGGAUAUAAGUGUUUUAUUUAAACAGACCUAGUGGUCAAAUCACUCACUAUGUAGCUGUAAGAGGUGAUCCCCAUUAUUUCUUUAAUUAACUUGAAAAGUAAAACGUUUCCAUUUUGGCUUUCUUUCAGGAUUUUAGAAAGUUUCCCGAUGGUUCAUGUAUUUUGUGGUGGUGUGACAGAAAAAAUUACCAACUACUUAGAUUUGUGGGCAGUGCUGAAGGGGACACCCUUCCACACUAAAUUACUACUGUUUCUAAAUGAUUUAGGUUUACUCUGUUUUUCGGGUUUCACCUGCCAUUUGUGAGGAUUUAAUCAAGUCAAUGACACUGUAAUGAGUCUUUACUUGAUUACUAUCUAUAAACUAUAAGAUUUGCCCCUUACUGAUGAGUUCUUUUAUUAUUGAACUUUUAAAUAAGUAUUCAUUAAUGCAUUUACCAUGUUUGGUCAUUAACGCCACUGACUACUUGAUUCAAUCCGUAUCAUCUAUUGUCAGGUUGGGCGGCACGGUGGCUAAGUGGGUAGCACUGUCGCCUCACAGUAAGAAGGUCCUGUGUGGAGUUUGCAUGUUCUCCCCGUGUCUGUGUGGGUUUACUCCGGGUGCUCCGGUUUCCUCCCACAGUCCAAAUACAUGCAAGUGAGGUGAAUUGGAGAUACUAAAUUGUCCAUGUGAACUGAUGAAUCUUGUGUAAUAAGUAACUACCGUUCCUGUCAUGAAUGUAACCAAAGUGUAAAACAUGAUGUUUAAGUCCUAAUAAACAAAUACCGUCAGGCUUUAUUAAUUCACCCUAACAGCCAUUUUAUUUUGUGUAUUAUCUUUAAUAUAUAUCCAUUAAAAUUACAUACUAUGUAUAAAUGGAAUUUAAUAUUACACAAGCUUUUUUAGCACUGUUUAUUACGUUUCUGGGCACCCACAUAAUGGCUCUUGGCAAGCACAUUGAUGGAUUGAGCUUCAAAAUGUAUGAUUUGUCCACCCCUGUUGGUAUUACAUGGAAGUGUGCCAACCUGGAAAUAGGAAAGAAUGAUUGCAUUGAUUUUAAGUUAAUGUUUGCUGCAGUAAACUAAUUAUAGGAAAUGAAAAGCUUACCUUAGUAACAAUGAGCCCCAAGCCAACCAAGUGCAGAAUAUUUUUCUAUUUCAGAUGUACCAUGGUUGUUCUAUGUAAACAUUAAAAUUGUUCAUUUUAAAA
Trichomycterus rosablanca is the source of this 5806-nucleotide messenger RNA. RefSeq names its product cell division cycle and apoptosis regulator 1 (gene ccar1). Gene Ontology annotation, biological process: regulation of DNA-templated transcription. The coding region runs from base 44 to 3787 and encodes 1247 amino acids. Gene Ontology annotation, cellular component: nucleus. The record is from RefSeq and is a predicted model, not a curated record. Lineage: Eukaryota; Metazoa; Chordata; Actinopteri; Siluriformes; Trichomycteridae. The transcript is spliced from 25 exons.